CUACUCUUUUUGAAGGUACCCCUUUAAGUCUAAUUUACUCUCUCAAAUUACAUAAUCUAUUUGGUUUUCUCAUUUGGGAUUUUGUUAUUGCAGAUAUGGGAGAUGAAGAGAACGUUGUUGCAGCCCAAAAUGGUGAUGAUCAAGCAAGCAACAAAGAAGAUGCAGCAUCAAGACUAUUUCCUUGUUUAUUUUGUUCAAGGAAAUUCUACAGCUCUCAAGCCUUGGGAGGCCACCAAAACGCUCACAAGAAAGAAAGAACUGCUGCUAGAAAAGCAAAACGCGCUUCUGAUCACUAUGCAUCAGUCAAUUAUCCAAUUUAUCCAUCUCAUAUAUCACCACCACCAAUGGUUUUUGCUCCAAAUCAUCACGUGGGCCUCUUGCACCCUUCAAUGUUCAUGACUGCUCAUGCUUCCAACCUCAGAUACUUCCCCAAUCACCAAUACUCGGACCGUUUCGGAUCAAAUGGUGCGCCAAAGUCUGAGAAUUUUAUGUACCAUGGACGGAAUACUUGUUUAAGCAAUGUUAACAAUGGGUACAAUAGUCACUGUGAGGAAGACUGGCAGAGGAGCACAAGAUGCAACGGUUUUGAUGGAGGGUCUUCUCAACAUUCAUCAAUGAUAACCAACAAUCACAGUAGUCUUGGGGGUAGUAGUGAUCAUAAGGGCCAUGAAGAGCAAAAGCUUGAUCUUUCUCUCCAUUUGUAG
Molecule: messenger RNA, 704 nt
Organism: Argentina anserina (silverweed cinquefoil)
Lineage: Eukaryota; Viridiplantae; Streptophyta; Magnoliopsida; Rosales; Rosaceae
Product: protein LATE FLOWERING
Exons: 1
Coding region: 96-704 (202 amino acids)
Biological process (GO): negative regulation of abscisic acid-activated signaling pathway
Source: RefSeq, a predicted model, not a curated record